AUGCUUCACUCCCUCCUGUCGAGUUUUCUGGAGGAUGUGAGCAAAAGCCUGGAAGAGAAACUGAAUGUACAACUUCCAGCGCUUCAAACGAGUCUUUUGGAUGCUCUCUUGAAGCGGGAUGUAUUACUGCAGGUACAGCUCGAGAAGCUUCUUGAAAGCUACCUCGACUCGCAAAGGAUCCAGUUCUCUCCCUCUCCUGCUACGAUUAUAGCUGCAGAAUCAGUUUAUACCCCUGCAAUGUUGAAAGGUAAUGUCUCCCACAUCAAGUUGAAAUUCCCUCUUGCAACGAAGCCGGACCCCCCACAUAUCUCAGGAGUAUUCCAAGCCGCUGAAGAGAUCGAUGCACGUGAAGUCGCGGCCCUGGGUUACUUUUGCCAAAGAGUCGAUCCCGAAGGAGUACCGUUCGACAAGGCGGAGAAAUUCCGGGAUUUAUUUUAUUCCUUGAUCCGCCAAUUAUGUACAUCGAUCGCCGAAGACCUCAUCCCGUCCCUGGACUUGAAUGGCUCCCGCUUUUCGACUCUCGACGGCAGUUUGGAGUCGACAAGUCUAGCGUUGAAACUGUUCGGGGAUCUCCCGUCACUUGCAUCUGGACCUAUCCUCAUCGUGGUUGAUGAAUUGGAGAUAUCUGAUUUCAGUGGUGGUGCAAUCUUGGGAGGGAGUCUUGAGAGAAUUUGA
Molecule: messenger RNA, 675 nt
Organism: Hyaloscypha bicolor E
Lineage: Eukaryota; Fungi; Ascomycota; Leotiomycetes; Helotiales; Hyaloscyphaceae
Exons: 2
Coding region: 1-675 (224 amino acids)
Source: RefSeq, a predicted model, not a curated record